Bombyx mori (domestic silkworm) is the source of this 5629-nucleotide messenger RNA. RefSeq names its product trafficking kinesin-binding protein milt (gene milt). NCBI's taxonomy places the organism in Eukaryota, Metazoa, Arthropoda, Insecta, Lepidoptera, Bombycidae. Gene Ontology annotation, molecular function: myosin binding. Gene Ontology annotation, biological process: vesicle transport along microtubule; mitochondrion distribution; protein targeting. The coding region runs from base 1852 to 4071 and encodes 739 amino acids. The transcript is spliced from 16 exons. Gene Ontology annotation, cellular component: cytoplasmic vesicle; mitochondrion. The record is from RefSeq and is a predicted model, not a curated record.
GUCAGCUAGUGUUUGAAAAUUUUUUAUUCAAAGAUAGUACACGAAUUUAAAAUUUAAAGUAUUUUUUUUUUGCAUAUACGGGCGAAUGUACUUGCGUGCGGUUAUCGAAGCCCAUAGCCAACAAUUACUAAGUAAAUACCGCCACAAGCUUUGAGACAUGAAGUCUAGAUCUCGAUUGUAUAGUACCGGUAAUUAUGCAAAUUAUCAGCGGAUUCGAUUUUUAUUAUACGAUGGUCUUCCUUCAUUGUGGAAGUUUUUUUAUUUGCUUUUAAUUCCAUACCUACUUGGGUAGACGUGCUCAUAGCCCAACUAGUGUUAAGUGGUUACCGAAGCCCAUAGACAUCUACAACGUAAAUACCGAUACCCACAUUGAGAUGAUUAGUUCUAAGGUCUCAGUAUACUUACAUACAACGGCUGCCCCACCCUUCAAACGGAAAAGCAUUCACUGCUUCACGGCAGAAAAUGAGCAGGGUGGUGGUACCUAUCCGUGCGGAUUCCCAAGAGGUCCUACCACUAGCCAUUAAGCAAAUUAUAAUUUUGUGGGUUUUAUUUUUAUUACGCGAUGUUGUUCUUUUGCCGUGGAGUAAAUCAUCUCCAUUUCAUGUCAUUUCACUCCAUAUUAUCAUUUUUCUUAAAAAUAAGAAUAUAAAUUAAAAUAGACAUGACUUAAAAGCUUUAGUUACCAGGUCAUAAAAUCUUUUUAAAAAAUAUUGUGGUCGACUUUUUGGCGGGAACGCGAGGAGUGAAGUCGUCUGAUUUGUUUUAUUUUGUCUAUUUAGUGUUUCGUUAGGUUUAAAUGUGUAUUGACGUUGGUUUAUCAUUAUUAUUUAUUAAUUGUUUAGUAUCUGCGAUAGUACACAAAUGUGGGAAAAUGAAACAAAGCCGCUGAACGUAACUUCUCGAGAUCCUCCAAAACGUCCACCGAAAAAGUCUCAGUAAAUGACCACAAUUUUGCUGAGAUUGUAUAUUCCAUCCCAUAUCAUCUCAUAUCAUUUCAGUUCAUGCCAUGUUUUAUAUUAAUCAACUUCAUUUCAUUUCUUAAUAUGAUUUUUCAUUUAAAAAAAGUUUUCAUUAAAAUAGACUUGACCUAAAAGCCUUAGUUACCAGGUCAUAAAAUCUAUUAAAAAAUACAUAGCUGCCAGAGGCCUUGUCUCCGUCUGAAACUGAAGUUAGCCACUAAUGUCAAUAUUUUAAUUUUAUAGUCAUGAGUACAUAUGUACUGUUUUAUAGAUUUAAAAAAAAGAACCGUGUGUGUUAAAUUGCAACUAAAAAUUAAAAUAAAGACAAAAAUUGAACUGAAUAGUUGGAAAACGAAAUAUUAGAAGAUUGGAAAAAAUACGGUGGGUUAUUAAAUCCUAAAAUGAAAAGACCUGCUCAGUGUUUGUUUAAAAUCUUAAAUUAAAUUUGAAGCGUAACGAGUGGUUCAUGGUUUUUACGGCACUACGGUCAGUCACUAUAGUGAUGUUUAAAGUCUGUUUUCUUCACAAAUGUAACCAGUCGCUGACUAGAGUGUGAAACUGAAAUUGGCAGCUCGUCAAGCUGGCGGCCCUUCAGGAUGUGGACCGCGCGCCCUCGCUAGCACCGCGUACAACUCGCAACGUCGCUACUCUAACUGAGGUGUGCAAUAGCGAGGAGGUGCCCGAGGUAGAGAUCGUCAGCCUUCUCCAAGAGCACAUACCAAAGUAUCGGCUGAGAGCAGAUAGUCUAACGCAAUUCGGAGGAUACGAAAAUCAAGAUUGGUUCAUUCCGUCGCCUGCGCUGCCAGUCAGCUCUGCGGACUUGGAACUAACACCUGACCAGAUCAGGGAGACGCUCAAUUACUUCCUUCUAUGCAGCAACAGGGUGAGCCAAAUGACAAAAACCUACAAUGACAUCGAAGCGGUAACACGGCUCUUAGAAGAAAAAGAGAAAGAUUUGGAAUUGACGGCACGUAUCGGUAAGGAAUUGCUGACUGCUAAUGGACGUUUGGAGUCUCGCGUCACAGCACUUGAAGGAGAGUUGAAAACGGCACGGGACCACAUUACGCAACUGAAGCACGAUCUCAGUGCCAAGACUGAUCUAUUACAGGUGCUAACAAAUGACACAGAAGAGGGGUCCCCUACGGAGCAGGAGGAGGCGAGUGCGGCUGCGUUGCGACGUCGGACCGGCGCACUGGAGCGGGAGAACCGCGCCCUGCGCGAUGAGGCGGCGCGCCUCGCGGCCGGCGCCGACUCCGCCGAGCUCGCCGAGAGACAGCUGCUGCGUGACAUCGUGCAACAACUCACAAGUGCGAACUCUGAGGCCAGCGCGUUGGAAACCGAGCUGCUCGAAGAGAGGCAACGCUCUGUCGAUCUUCAACAGCAGCUGGACAGCACUCGAUCGAGGUUCGCCUUCAACGAAAGAGACUUUAAACAGCUAACGACGGAACAUGAGCACACGCUGCGAAUAUUAGAAAUAACAAAGGAGAAUCAGAAUGCACUCGCAGCGGAACUGGCCGAUGUUAAGGAGCGAUAUGCGGAAGUGGCAGCGCAUCUGGCGGAGGCGCAGGAGCAGCUGCGGGCGCUGCGGCGGCGCGGGGAGGGCGCGCGCGGCCUCAUGCCCAGCGUGGCGGCCGCCGCCGGCCUGCUGCCCCCCACGCUGCACCGCGAGAUGCACUCCUCCGUCUACUCGGAACUCAGCCUCGAUUCCGGUAUUGGCGAUCCACUUGCACAUUCAAGUAUGCAGAAAGUGUUUGAAACGGUGCAGUGCGCGUCGCGGUGGUCGGGCGCGUCCAACGCGUCGCUCCCCGGCUCCGACGUGGCGGACGCGCCCCGCCCUCCCUUCUUCAAGAACAAGCCGCCCUCACACGACUCUUUCCUCGACGAAACCUCCGAUACGGAAUCCGAAGAUUUAUAUCCCGGCGGCACGGCGGUAGGGGUGCCGGGGGCGCCAGGCGCGGCCGAGCUGGCGGCGGCGCUGCGCCGACUCACGCCGCAGGAGAUCGACUCGCGACGAGCCUCGCUCACCGCCUCACACGCGCGACCUCUGCGACGUCAUGGAGAGAGAGAUUCGAGCGUAGAAAGUGCUGUAUGGGGAGCCGGGGCUGCCGGCGGCAUGGUUCGGUUCCGAACACCGCACAAACUUCAGAUCGUCAAACCUCUUGAAGGUUCCUUGACCCUCCAUACCUGGGCGCAACUCGCUAAACCGAAUAUGUCAGGCUUACUGGAAGAACAAGAGGGUGUCGGAGUGAGAGGAUCCAGGACAGCACCAGGCAUGGGCUUACGGCUGUAUCGAUUGUCUGACGUUGAAGAAGACGACGACAUGCUACGAUUGCCGCACUCCAGCCACAUAUACACCUUCACUAACAGCUCCGUGUGCUUCGACAGCACCGUGCUACAUCCCAACGACGGCAGCCUCGCGGGCAGCAGCGUGAGCAGCGUGUGCAGUAGCGGGAUGAGCAGUCUCUCCAGCAGUGUACUCGGCACCGCGUGGAGCUCGCGGCUCACGUCGCGCCGCUCCUCCGCCGCCGUCUCCCCAGUGCACUCCAGGCGAGAAUCAGUCUGUCUGCCACCCUCGCGGCCGCACUUCACGCCGACCGCCACCCCUGCCAACAGCCCUCUACUGGGUUCGCCAGACUCUUCUCCGCCACCCACACCUCGCCCCGGUGACGCGCCUCCCUCUUUGCACUCGCUCAUUGCGAGCGGCACGUCGAUACUGCGGCGCAGAUACCUCGCCGGAACCUCACCUAACUCCGAAGGUUCGCCAGCGCCGCUCGCCCUGCAGACGCCGGGUUCACUUUACACGGGGCUUGUACAUCGCAGUCCGAUGGAACAACUGACGUGCUUGAAACGAACGUUGCGAUCCCCGGCCGCCCCUCCCCAGGAACGGGGGGAGAGCAGUGAAACGCCAUUAGGAGUGCCAGCAACACCAGGGUCGGGCGCGUUAGAGCUGAGCGCUCCAAACCGCGGCCGGCGACCGCGUGCGCGUGCCCCCCGCCCCCGCUCAGAUCUAGGCACGGUGGGGGGCCCGCUGGGGGGCCCGGCACCACCCGCGCAUGCCUCGCCGCUCGGCACAUUCAGUAUGCUUUUUGGUAGAAAAGGUGGACUCCUGUGAAGUUAAUUUGGAAACUUAGCGUUUGUUUGAUAUCGUUAGACAUUCUUCCUUGAUUGAAGAGCUUUUAAGAAAUAAUUCGAUUAGUUUUUGUGAAUGUUAACUGUCCAACUAUUGUCGAUUUGUUGUUUUUUAUCGGCCGUUACAGUAGAGGAUGCUGCAAUUUUUAUGUUUUGAUUUUGUGUAUUUAUUGUUUAGGUUUCUCAAAUUUUAGAUUAUUUUGACAAUUUUUUAUUUAUUUAUAUUACGUUCGGUCAUCUCGUCGCUUCCUGCAUUUAUAAAUGACCGAUGGCAGAGUGAGCAAGACGAAGUGUUGCACCGCAAUUGUGUUUGUUUCGUAGCGGACGUAUGUAGCUCUAGUUUAAACAUUCCCACGCCUCAUUCAUUUAAGCAAAAGUGGACUAUCUCGUUAACUUGUGCGUCCAUUACAAUCACGGCUACGAACAAUUUCUCUAUAAAUUCAAGACAUAUUUAUGUGCGAAAUAAUACGUUCGAAGUAGUUUUGUAACAUCACAAUAUUUUCUUAUAAUAUGUUUAUAAUCAAUCUAUUGACGGUGUUUUGUAAAUUAUCGGAAACAAUUCCGUCACCGAAAAGUCUGUAGUAUCGUAAGGGUUGUAAUAAUUAUAUAAUUAUAGGUAAAUAGUGAGACUUAACCGUAGUGAAGAUGCUUUAUUUAAAUUUAGUUAUCAUUUUUUAAAUUCCAAAUCUCAUUUUAGCUUGAAUGUUGUCUGUCGUGCAUAUGAUUGAUAUGAUUACUUGUUUAGUAAUAGUUUUGUAUUGUGUCAUUGUAUAUAAUUGAAUUUCCAUUAAUUUAGAAGAGUACAAAUUAAUAUGUUUAUUAUGAUCAAUAUUAGUGACAUUAGAAUCAAUAUCGAUUUUCAUAAUUUUAUAAAUGGUAAUUUGAUUCAAUAAUUAAAAUUUAGAGGUUAAUUGGUGCGUACCGUAGUUAUAAAUAGGAAAUUUAAUUUAAUAUUGAAUCCUAAUACUGCUGAAAUAGUGCUAUUUUUUGUUAUGGAAAACGUUAGUGCAAAGUAUUUCUUUUUUUUGUGUCAAUUGUAACACCUUAUUUAUAUUUAGAUUUAACUUUAUUUGGAAAUAAACUCUUACUGCAAGAGGCCGCAUAUAGUCGGGUGCUAAGCAGCUUGAAGAAGAAUUAUUGCAAAUGAUUGAGAACUUGCACUACGUUUUGCCACACGCGACCAGUUGAUUUGUUUUAAUUGCGACUUAUUUAGGUUACUAAAAUCGGUGCUAGAUAGUUAUAACGCCAUCGCGCCAAUGGAGUUUCGUUAGUGUAAAUACUAACUAAUAUGGUGAUUAUUUUUUUGCAGUCAUGACAUAAAUCACAAACGAAUCACAAUCACUAAGUUUUCGGUAAAAUGGUAAAGGCUGUGAGGUGGUAGCAUAUGAUAAUGCGUAUUACAUUAUAUCAGAUGAGUGAUUAACAUAAUUGAAGUAGGCACAAAUUUCAUUAUAAUGUAAGCGAAAAUUGUUAAGAUUCUGACGAUUACAACACAAUGAUAAAUGAUUGUAACAAAAAAGAAAUAUAAUUAUCCAAAUGAA